Messenger RNA from Caretta caretta (loggerhead turtle), 1380 nucleotides. Its product is annotated as complement factor D. Gene Ontology annotation, molecular function: serine-type endopeptidase activity. Gene Ontology annotation, biological process: proteolysis. Lineage: Eukaryota; Metazoa; Chordata; Testudines; Cheloniidae. The record is from RefSeq and is a predicted model, not a curated record.
GGUCUCUGCUCUCACUCCUAGCAGAGCUGCCUCUAUCCGGACAAGACACAUCCCCUGAAUUAGAGACAGAUCGGCCUGCGUCUCUGUAGCCAGCAUGGGUCACCUUUCGCCCUUCCUAGCUCUGGUUGUUUUGCUGGGCAUCUCGGUGUGUGUGGGUAGCCCCAGGGGUCGUAUUCUCGGGGGCUACGAAGCUCCUCCCCACCUGAAACCCUACAUGGCUUCCCUGCAGGUGGAUGGGAAGCAUGUGUGUGGCGGGUUCCUGAUCGCCGAGCAGUGGGUGCUGAGUGCAGCUCACUGCCUGGAAGACAAGCACGGCAAGCCGUUCCAGGUCCUCCUGGGAGCCCACUCUCUCUCGCAGCCAGAACCGCACAAGCGCCUUUAUGGGGUGCGUGCGGAGAUCGGCCACCCCGGCAGCAGCACGGACACCUACGACGACGACCUCCUUCUCCUCCAGCUAGAGGAGAAAGCGCUCCUCAACGAGCAUGUGAAGAUCCUGCCCUUCCAGAUGCAAGACAGGGAUGUCCCAGCUGACACCAUGUGCGAGGUGGCCGGCUGGGGUGAAAUGAGCCACAGCGGGAAGCUGCCUGACAAAUUGCGGCAGGUGGAGCGUCCGGUGAUCAGCCGGGAGAAAUGCAACCUAAGGAUCCACCACGACAACACCAUCACGGAGAAGAUGAUGUGCACCGACUCCAGGAAGAAGGACACCUGCCCGGGGGAUUCCGGCGGGCCGCUCGUUUGCAAUGGGAUUGCCGAAGGGGUGGUGGCUGCUGGCUCUCGGGUCUGUGGGAACUACAAGAAGCCCGGAAUCUACACCCGGAUCCCGCCCUACAUCGACUGGAUCGAGAGAGUCAUGGCUUUAACAAACUGAAGGCGGACGGGUCGGCCCUGGAUUGGAAGGGACCGGCUGCCUGGCCCCCGCAGGGGCACACAGCAGACUCCACGCUAUUUCCCCAGGGCAGAGCUAGCUGCUAGCAUGGCAGAGAGCACUCGGACACUGCAAACGUCAAUAUAACCGGACAGCGGGAGCUUAUAUGGCUGCCUCCCCCACCUGCUUUCAGCUCUCCUCGCAAUCACAUAAGCUCAGUGCAGCACUCCCCUGCAAGCAGCAUCCCGGAGAGGGGAGGACUGACUCCUUCUACCAACACAACGGCUGCUCCUGGAAACCACCUGGCCCAGCUCUCCUGUCUGGCCUGCCAAAGGGGCGGUUUGCAAGGGGGUAGGAAGAGGUAGGUCACCCUACAGGAUGGGCUCAAGGCUGGAUUUCAGGUGGCAUCUUGUCAACUCUGUCCUCCUUAGCGCAAGCCAGAUCCGGAGCAAACCUGAACCACUGUGGCUGUUAAUAGUGAGCACAAAUAUUGCAAUAAAAGGAACUGAUUAUAA